AUGGAAUCAGAACGCCUAACCACAGUGCCGAACCAGGACGAGACCAAGAACGGGUCAUCAGAAUUCGAAAAGAAUCAAGAACGGUACAAAGCUCUAAUCUCCACGCUUACUCACGAGAAAGGCUGGAGGCAGAAAGAAGCCUAUAUCGAGUACGGUGGAAAAUGGUGGACACAAACUCUUCUCGAAGGUUGUCUUCGCGCUCAAGAGUUCUUCCAAGCAAGACCCAACCACUUCCUCGUGUGUAGCUACCCAAAGACAGGUACCACUUGGCUCAAAGCUCUAACUUUCGCUAUAGCCAAUAGAGCCCGCUUCGACCAUUCCUCGAGCCCUCUCCUCCGACAUAACCCUCACGAGCUUGUUCCUUACAUUGAGUUCGCCGUCUCCUUCUUCCCUCAAGUCGAUGUUCUCAAAGACAAAGGGAACAACACUCUGUUUUCAACUCACAUCCCUUACGAGUUAUUACCGGAAUCGGUUGUGAGAUCGGGUUGUAAGUUGGUUUACAUAUGGAGAGAUCCAAAGGACACUUUCAUCUCCAUGUGGACAUUUUUGCACAAAGCAAAGACAGAACUUGGUCCUGUAAGCAACCUCGAGGAGUCUUUUGAUAUGUUCUGUCGAGGUCUGUCUUGGUACGGUCAUUACCUUGAUCAUGUCUUGGGGUACUGGAAAUCUUACCAAGAGAAUCCAGACAAGAUUUUGUUCCUCAAGUAUGAGCUUAUGAGAGCUGAGCCUUUGCCUUUUGUGAAGAAAUUAGCUGAGUUUAUGGGGUUUGGAUUCACGGCACAGGAAGAGGAGAAAGGGGUUGCUGAGAAUGUUGUGAAGCUUUGUAGCUUUGAGACGUUGAAGAAUCUUGAAGCUAAUAAAGGAGAGAAAGGGAGGGAGGACCGUGCUGCUGUUUACCCAAAUAGCUCUUUUUUCAGGAAAGGUAAGGUUGGAGAUUGGUCUAACUAUCUGACUCUAGAGAUGGCUGCUCGUAUUGAUGGGAUCAUGGAAGAGAAGUUCAAGGAUACAGGUUUGCUUGAAAUUAGUAUAUGA
Molecule: messenger RNA, 1032 nt
Organism: Eruca vesicaria subsp. sativa (arugula)
Lineage: Eukaryota; Viridiplantae; Streptophyta; Magnoliopsida; Brassicales; Brassicaceae
Source: the annotation of a GenBank genome assembly